Lycium barbarum (goji berry) is the source of this 1984-nucleotide messenger RNA. RefSeq lists its product as uncharacterized. Lineage: Eukaryota; Viridiplantae; Streptophyta; Magnoliopsida; Solanales; Solanaceae. The record is from RefSeq and is a predicted model, not a curated record. The coding region runs from base 382 to 1728 and encodes 448 amino acids. The transcript has a single exon.
ACAACAAGGUCUUCCAUUGAUUAGUUAGUGGGUAAACAACCUUUAAGAAGUCCUCUUUUUUGACUGUUUAUCCCCUUCAAUUUUUGUUCUCUCUAGGAUUCUCUUUCUUUCUUUCUUCUAAAUUUACGCGUGGGCAGGCAAUAAAUCUUUCUCUAUAUAUAUUGUUGUUAAGAGAGAUCAUGGCAUGUCCGUACAAUCAUAACCGUCACCUCUUCAUCCUUGUCGGUGGUUUCUUUGGUUUUUGCUUCUAAUUUCCCUUUUAACAAAUACCCACCAGGUGAAACAAUUUUUCUGGGUUGUUGUUGGUGUAUUAAUAUAGAGGAAUUGAACCUGUUACUUAGGCUUUGAAUUUGAUUCAAAGCCCCAAUUUCCCAAUCAAGAAUGCCUUCUUUUCCAUGGAAGAAGGUGAAGAAAACAAGCAUUUCACAAUUGGUGAAAGAUCAUGUGAAUUGUCAAAGUGGAUCUCCUCUUAUGGUGGAAACCGGUUUCCCAACAUCCCUUGUGGAUCUUGUGGUCAAGAAUCGCUCAAGAUUCAAGAAACCCUCCAAGAAAAACAAACCUCCGAGUCCUGCUAUGUUCCCUCCAUCCCCUUCGCCUUCGCCCCCUCCUCCCCCUUCGCCUGUAAAUUUACCGUCCAAUUCCGAGUAUAUAAUUGAUGAUAAAGGUGAGAAACCUGAUUCUCCUUUGAUCUGUGAAGGUGAGAAACCAGAUUCUUGCAAGAACCUUAAGAUGAACAAGACUGAAGAAGGGUGGUGUAAUGGUGGUGUCAGUAUGAAUCAGGGGUUGGUGGCUGUUUUCAAGAUGUUUUUGGUGGCGGUUUUGGUUUUAGGGAUGAAUAAUCUUGUGGUUGGGAUAACCAUGUCAGCGUUCUUGUUGUUUUUCUUGGAAUAUUUAGGUGGAUUCUUUUCUGGAGUGCAAAGGAGGGUUAGGUUGAUGAUACAAGGUAUUUGGGAGAUGUUUAGAGCCAAAGCGGUUGAAUCAGAAGAAGAAGAUUGUGUUUUUAAGGCGCCAUCGCAGCACCAAGAGUUGUCAAAGGAUGGUUGCUUUGAUGAAAUUGACGUUGUACAAGAAACUUAUGUUGAAGAUAGUCAAUGUGUUAGGGAGAACAUUGAGGAGUGCAUUUGUGAUGGAAAAUUGAAAUGUGUAGGAGUGGAUGUAGAGAGGGUUGUAAUGGAGAAAGGAGAGGAAUUUAGAUGUGAAUCUAAGGAAAAGAAAUCUCAUAGGGCGAAGAUCAAAUCAAAAAUGAAGAAACUUGUCCCAAAGAAGUUCAGAAAGAAAAAAGGUUUAGCAUUGGAGAGUCAUAUGAUGCUCCUGGAUGAGAUAGAUUAUAUUAUUGAAGGAAGCAAGGAAAUUGAAGGUUCUAGUGAAGCAAAUAUGAAAUCCGAUGUUGGCAUAGUGUCAUCAGUGGGAAUAGAUGAUAAGUCAAAUAUUGUUGAGGUUGUUGGUGGUGCUGGAGAAUCAUCUAAAGGACUUACUGAUGUUAGUGUUGAAGAAUCAUUUAAUGGUAUUGAUAAGGCAACCAUUGUCGGGGAAGACGGUUUGAGUGAAAUUGAGCAUAAUUCUAUGUAUAUUGCGCUCUUUUUGGCUGUUCUAGUUGGCCUUAUUGGAGGUCGGAUUCUCGCACUUGUUUUUACUUUAACAUGUUGCCUGAUGUUGAAACGAGGUGAAGGAAUAGGAAGAUUCACAAAAUUGCCCGUGAUCAGGUCUUUCGCCAAAAAGUUCUGUUAGAAUUUUUUUAACUCAUUAAUAUAGAAGCCCUUGAAAGUAUGUUCAUAGUGUUGUGUGAAGUGCUGUCUCAAGCCUUCCUUGAUCUUUAGAGCUUACUUUAAUGAAGAGUUCAACCUUUGGUUGACCACUCGGCCAUUGGUCUUGUGUGAUGUCCUGUAAAGUUACUGAAAUAACAUUAACUUUGUUGUACUGUUGAGUCUGAUAUUCUGAAUCAGUACUGAUUGUUUUGCAUAAAUAGUUUACCCCAUUUUUCUUU